AUAGUGACGUGGCCAUGGGUACUUGGAUAACAGUUUCUGCACGCAACCGCAGACAAACUUUCUUUUUCCUUGGUCUUUUAAACCAUUUUAUUCCCUUCGUGCCUGUUUUGUCCUUCCGAUGUUCCCAAUUUCCGGUUAUUGAGUUUCCCCAUCAAGGAUACUGAAAAUUGUGGAUUUUCAGGAACUUUUUAGUUGUUAGUUCCAUUUCGAGCGCAUGGAAUCACCAGGUGGUGGUUCAAGAAGCACAUCUGUUGUUGUGGUUACAUUGGAUACAGGUGAAGUUUAUAUUAUUGUUACCUUGUCUUCUAGGAGUGACACGCAGGUUAUUUAUGUCGAUCCAACAACUGGGGUGCUUCGCUAUCAUGGGAAGUUUGGUCUUGAUGUUUUUAGGUCCGAGAAUGAAGCAUUGGAUAAUAUUACCAAUGGAUCUCCUUGGCAGUGUAGGAGUAAAAUUCAUGCCAGAGCAAUAUUGGGUUAUGCCGCCUUGGGAAGCUAUGGGCUGCUUCUUGUUGCUAUAAAGUUAGUUGCUAGCAUUCCCUAUUUGCCUGGUGGGGGAUGCGUGUUUACUGUCGCUGAGAGUCAAUGGAUCAAAAUACCACUUCAUAAUCCUCAACCUCAGGAUAAAGGAGAAAUAAAGAAUGUACAAGAAUUAACAGAACUUGACAUUGAUGGGAAGCACUACUUCUGUGAGACAAGAGAUAUAUCUCGACCUUUUCCAAGUCGCAUGUCCCUGCUCAGUCCUGAUGAUGAAUUUGUUUGGAAUGGAUGGCUUUCAAUGCCUUUUAAAAACAUUGGGUUGACACAACAUUGUGUCAUUCUUCUGCAGGGGUUUGCAGAAAGUCGAAGUUUUGGAAGUUCAGGUCAGGUAGAAGGGAUUGUUGCUCUCACAGCUCGUCGAAGUAGGCUUCAUCCUGGUACUCGAUAUUUGGCUAGGGGCAUAAAUUCCUGUUUUAGCACAGGGAAUGAAGUAGAGUGUGAACAGCUUGUAUGGGUGCCUAAAAGGGCAGGUCAAAGUGUACCUUUUAACACAUACAUUUGGCGACGGGGCACAAUACCAAUCUGGUGGGGCGCUGAAUUAAAGAUGACCGCUGCUGAAGCAGAAAUUUAUGUUUCUAAUCGGGAACCUUAUAGAGGAAGUUCACAAUACUAUCAAAGAUUAAGCAAACGAUAUGAUUCUCGUAACUUAGAUGUUGGUGUUGCCCAAAAUCAGAAGCCAAAGGCUUUUGUUCCAAUUGUUUGUGUCAACUUGCUUAGAAAUGGAGAAGGAAAGUCUGAGUGCAUUUUAGUUCACCAUUUUGAGGAAUCGCUAAACCAUAUUAAAUCCACUGGAAAACUUCCUUAUACUCGAAUUCAUUUAAUAAAUUAUGACUGGCAUGCCCGAAUAAAGUUACAAGGUGAACAACAAACAAUUGAGGAGUUGUGGAAACUUCUAAAAGCACCUACUCUGGCUAUAGGCAUUUCUGAAGGUGAUUAUUUGCCUUCGCGACAGCGACUUAAGGAUUGCAGAGGUGAAAUCAUCUACAAUGAUGGCUUUGAAGGGGCCUUCUGCUUAAGAUCCCAUCAAAAUGGUGUGUUGCGUUUCAAUUGUGCAGAUUCUUUGGACAGAACCAAUGCUGCUAGUUUCUUUGGGGCACUGCAAGUAUUUGUUGAGCAGUGUAGGCGGCUUGGGAUAUCUCUUGAUAGUGAUUCGACAUAUGGUUACCAUCCAGUCAAUAACUAUGGUGGGUAUACUGCCCCCCUCCCACCUGGUUGGGAAAAACGAACUGAUGAAGUAACAGGGAAAACUUAUUAUAUUGAUCACAAUACAAGGACCACAACAUGGAAUCAUCCAUGCCCAGAUAAGCCAUGGAAGAGAUUUGACAUGACAUUUGAUGAGUUUAAGAGAUCAACAAUUUUAUCCCCUGUAUCUCAGCUAGCAGAUGUUUUCCUGCUUGCUGGUGAUAUCCAUGCAACACUGUAUACAGGUUCUAAAGCCAUGCAUAGCCAAAUUCUAAGCAUAUUUAAUGAAGAAGCCGGAAAGUUCAAGCAGUUUUCUGCAGCGCAGAAUCUGAAAAUCACUCUUGAAAGGAGAUAUAAAAAUGCAAUUGUGGAUAGUUCUCGUCAAAAGCAGUUGGAGAUGUUCCUUGGAUUAAGGCUUUUCAAGCAUCUUCCAUCUGUUCCUCUUCAACCUCUACACGUACUUUCUCGACCAUCUGGUUUCCUUCUUAAACCAGUUGGCAGUAUGUUCCUAACCUCCAAUGGUGGAGCUAGUCUACUGAGUUUCAAGAAAAAGGAUCUAAUCUGGGUUUGUCCCCAAGCUGCGGAUGUUGUUGAACUUUUUAUCUAUCUUGGUGAACCCUGCCAUGUCUGUCAGCUGCUACUCACAGUUUCCCAUGGUGCAGAUGACUCAACUUAUCCUUCAACUGUUGAUGUAAGGACAGGACGUAACCUAGAUGGGCUUAAGCUGGUUGUUGAGGGAGCUUCCAUACCCCGGUGCGGAAAUGGGACAAAUCUUCUGAUUCCCUUAUCAGGUGCAAUUAGUGCUGAGGAUAUGGCUGUCACCGGAGCUGGUGCACGCCUUCAUGAUCAAGUUACAUCGUCUUUAUCAUUAUUGUAUGAUUUUGAAGAAUUAGAGGGAGAAUUGGACUUUCUCACUCGUGUAGUGGCACUUACAUUUUAUCCUGCUGAAUCUGGAAGUCCUAUGACUCUUGGUGAGGUAGAAAUCCUUGGAGUUUCUCUCCCCUGGAAUGGUGUAUUUGCUAAUGAAGGGACUGGUGCGAGACUAACUGAGCUUGCAAAGAAAUCUCAAAAGGACAGCAAUUCUUUUUUGCCCAGUUCGGACACAAACCCAUUUUCUGGCAGUUCUCUAUCCAGUCAAGCUGUGUCAAUAUUGGCAAAACAGGGUUCUGCAAAUGAUUUGGUUGACCUAUUAACUGGAGGUGACAUGCUUUCUGAACCCGUUCCUCAGCCAGUUACAGAAAAUGUUACUUACGGGGGCGGUGACUUGCUUGAUUUUCUGGACCAGUCUUUUGUGGACUAUCAUGGUCCUGAAACUGAUCAUAAACCCUCUACAUCACAGGAUGGAAGGCCUCAAGAUAGUGCUACGCAGAAGUACAUAAACUGUGUAAAAUUCUUUGCAGGGCAACGUAUGGAAAGAAAGCUAAACUUCCUUGAAGCCAUGAAGCUAGAAAUUGAACGCCUCCAUCUGAAUAUUUCUGCAGCUGAAAGAGAUAGAGCUUUAUUGUGUAUUGGAAUUGAUCCGGCAACUGUAAAUCCAAAUUUUUUGCUCGAUGAAUCAUCCAUAGGAAGACUGUGCAGGGUUGCAAGCACCCUUGCUUUGCUUGGGCAAGCUGCUCUUGAGGAUAAGAUUAAUGGUGCUAUUGGUCUUGGGAAUAUUGAGGAUAAUGUUAUUGAUUACUGGAACAUCAGCAAAAUUGGGGACUACUGUGCCGGUGGCAAGUGUGAAGUGCGUGCUGAGACUAAGGCAACUCGAUCUGAUUCCUCUGCGUUGCCAUCUACAGAAGGUUCGAAAUCUAUCUUCUUGUGUUCUCAAUGUCAGAGCAAGGCUUGUCGAGUUUGCUCUGCAGGGAGAGGAGCCCUUCUUCUGCCAAAUUAUUCAAGGGAGACGAUGAAUUACAAUGGCUUUUCUAACCAAGUUGGUCUCACUACAAAUCGUUCAGAGGCACUGGACAGUGUUAUUUGCAGGAAGUGCUGUCAUGAGAUAAUUCUUGAUGCAUUGGUCUUGGACUAUGUUAGGGUCUUGAUUAGCUCACGAAGAAAAGUCCGUGCUGAUAGUGCAGCACAUAAUGCUCUGGAUGAGGUUACAGGAUCCUCCUUCCUGGGUAGCCUUUCUGAAAGGAGUCAGUCCUCUGGUAAUCUGAGAGCUGCUAAAGUUUUGAAACAAUUACUUAAUAGGGAAGAAUCGCUCGCGGAGUUUCCAUUUGCCAGCUUUCUACAUUCGGUUGAGACAGCUACAGAUUCAGCACCACUCCUGUCGUUAGUCACUCCACUCUAUUCUGGAUCACCACAUUCAUAUUGGAAGGCUCCCCCUAAUACUAAAACAGGCUAUUUAGGCUAUACAACUGUAGUAUUUGCUGCUAAAUAUGCUUUGAAAAGUGCAUUUCCAAGUCUGUGGUUCACCUCUAUGGGUGUCUCUGCUGGUUUACAGCCCAACUUGCCCCCUCGGUUGGCAGCUAGUGACAACAACACUCUUACAGUGUUCAUCUUUGCUACAGGGGCAAAUGUCUCAAGGUUGUAUAGGGGCCAUUGUUUCAAGUCGGGCAGGUUGGUUAGUAGGCAAGGACUGAGUGGGAGUGUUUGGUUGCUGGACAGGAGCUGGAAUGUCCAAAUCUGGGCAAGCAAUAAAAUAGACAGGGAAGAAAGGUCCUGUGUUGGAAAAUGGGAUGUCCAGUCCCUGAUAUCCUCGUCACCAGAAUUUUAUGGACCUGAAAAGUCAACCAGAGAAGAUAAGUUGCCCCGUCAUAUAAAAUUUACUUUCAAGAAUCCUAUUAGAUGUCGCAUUGUUUGGAUAACACUGCGCCUUCAGCGGCCUGGUUCAAGCUCUGUAAAUUUUGGGAACGACUUCAGUUUAUUAUCUCUGGAUGAAAAUCCCUUUGCACAAGAAACUCGACGUGCCUCUUUUGGAGGAGCAACUGAAAUUAGUCCUUGCCUUCAUGCCAAACGAAUAGUGAUAGCUGGAAUCCCUGUGAAAAAAGAGAUGGAGCUUACAUCGUCAGAAAGCUCUGACCAGAGAAACUGGCUGGACAGAGCACCACAGUUAAAUAGAUUCAAGGUUCCAAUUGUGGCGGAGAGGCUAAUGGACUACGAUCUGGUCUUAGAGCAGUAUCUACCUCCAUCUUCACCAUUGCUUGCUGGAUUCCGACUGGAUGCUUUUAAUGCAAUAAAACCUCGAAUUACCCAUUCACCUUCUUCAGAUACAGAUAUCUGGGACACGUCAGAAACAUUUUUAGAAGAUAGACAUAUCUCUCCAGCUGUUCUAUAUAUUCAAGUAUCUGCACUCCAGGAAGGAAUAGGAUCCAACAUGGUGACUAUUGCAGAAUACAGAUUGCCGGAGGCCAAACCAGGAACAGUAAUGUACUUUGAUUUCCCUAGACAAUUACAAACAGAAAGAAUCUCUUUCAAACUUCUGGGAGAUGUUGCAGCAUUUACAGACAAGCCGGCGGAGCAGGAUGAUUCUAGUUUUAGAGCUCCUGCUGUUGCUGCAGGCUUGUCUCUGUCAAAUAGAAUCAAGUUGUAUUACUGCGCUGAUCCUUAUGAUCUUGGCAAGUGGGCUAGCCUUUCUGCAGUUUGACAUUACUUUAACCCAGGUGGAAAAAAUGGGUUUAAAGAUUGGUUUUGGGUUUCUUUGUGCUUGUUUUCAUAUUCAUAUAUAUGUAUGUUGUAUAUUAGCAUAGAAAUUAACAAUUUAAUAUCUAUUGGUGUAAUGAAUGAUAUGAGCCCUUGAGAAUUUUAAGUGAUGUAUCUUACUUCCUGGAUGAAUUUGUUCAGAAAA
Messenger RNA from Gossypium arboreum, 5491 nucleotides. RefSeq names its product probable phosphoinositide phosphatase SAC9. Gene Ontology annotation, molecular function: phosphatase activity; protein binding. The transcript has 17 exons. The record is from RefSeq and is a predicted model, not a curated record. NCBI's taxonomy places the organism in Eukaryota, Viridiplantae, Streptophyta, Magnoliopsida, Malvales, Malvaceae. The coding region runs from base 215 to 5290 and encodes 1691 amino acids.